This is a messenger RNA of Trematosphaeria pertusa, 1637 nucleotides long. RefSeq lists its product as uncharacterized. Bases 207 to 1361 code for a protein of 384 amino acids. NCBI's taxonomy places the organism in Eukaryota, Fungi, Ascomycota, Dothideomycetes, Pleosporales, Trematosphaeriaceae. The transcript has 2 exons. The record is from RefSeq and is a predicted model, not a curated record.
CCCGCUAUUCUUUCUUACACUCAGAUGACCGAUCCACACUGCCACAUACACCUGACCUAUGCGGGUGCUGCGUCCGCUACUUAGACAACUAGCCGCCCGGUAGGGUUGACGUUCAACGCACAAUACACAAUCGUAUUCGCUCAGAAGCUCCAAGAGAAUCGUAACUGGGAACCCCAGCUGAAGGCCUUCGAGCUAUCUGAUACAUCAUGGCUACAAGCGGAGUCGAAGACCCGUACACACCAGGCCAUAUUAUCAUCGCAAGUGACGCCGACCGAAACCUCUUCCUCAAACUUGCCACCUAUCCGAACGAUGCGAAGGAGAGGAUCCGCAUUCUAGAACUCCAUCUGGACGCCGAAGAAAUGGACGCAUAUCAAGAAGACAAGCUCGCAAUGGCGCUUAACGAGUUCCACCCGCGUCCAGACGGGACGAAUCCGCACAAUCUAGACGGUGUCAAGAUUGUUGUUUUCGGCAGAACCCUCUUCACCCGCUACAACUACCACCUCGUCUCUCCUGCGGUAUCCUACGACGUCAAAGGAAAGCUGAAUCAGUUUCUCACGAAUAAUUUGUCUUCGGAAACGAAGGCAAGCCUUCCAUACAAGAUCAACAGCACCGAGAAAGUCCUUGCUAGAGCCUUGCUUGGAAUACGCGGAGUUAGGCAAAUCCUCGUCAUGGACAGAGGGAGGUUGGAGGCAGGAUUUGAAGAGACGAUCACACAAUCACUUCUUCUUCCUCCUGGAGCUCAAGAGGUCAAAGUUUCUUCGGUUACGGUGGGAGGACGAUAUGCAACGCCAGAGCUCGAUAGGGAAGGCGAGUUUUACUCUAGGGGUUACGAUCAAGCCGCACAAAAUCCUUACCCCACACACGACUAUAAGCUCAAGACGAGGACUUUGGGAGACAAGGACGAAGACAGCGUCUUGCUCGACGAAACCACCAUGCUGCUUGGCCACUUCCUCAACCUCGACGAAGACCAAGCUAGAAUCGAAGCUGCCGCAACAGCAGCGAAGCAGCAUCGAAGGGAAAGGCGAACUUUCGACGAAGAACUUGGCUUUCUGGACGAGCUUCCCCAGCACGGCCGUGGCCUCCGCUCCAAUAGGACGCAGCAGCAAGGAGUAAGCGCAAGGAAUGCCGGCAAUAGGGACACUAAUUUGCUCCCUCAUCUCGGUCUACACAAUAUGGUGCGGCUUAAUGCCGGACAUCAAGUUGCAGAGGAUUUGGGCUUCGCAAAGCAAGACUUGAGCGAGACAAAUCUUAACUCGUUUCCUCAUCAAGGUUCUAGAGCGGCUCUGCCGAAAGGCUUGGAGCAUUCGUGGCUCGUGUUGACGGGCAAGGGAAAUACGGUGGAGAUGGGGUGGAAGAUUUGAGUGAGCGUUCGGGCUACGACAGGAUGGAAAGAAUGGGUGCAAAUAGAUGGAAAUGGGGAGUAGAGAAGGAUUAUCCUGCCCUUGGCAAGGUUGGUUCAUUCUUUUGGGCCUUGCGGUAGAUCAACUGCACCUCGGACGCUUUCCUGCCACCAGCGGAAUGGAGACAACGGAUGCGGACGAAUGAAUUACCCCAUGAAGAUAUGAAGCGGUGGCGCGCAAGUGUUUUGAGAGAUGUUACGAUGAGUUAUUUGAGAGGCCUGGAGGAGAUGCAUCCAU